AUGGCGGCAAGAAACGCCCCCUCCAUGACCAACGCCCAAGGCGAAUUCAUGCCUCACAAACCCCGUGACGAGCCCAUGGAGAAGCACGGUCACCAAGUAGGCCAAAAAGUCUCGCCAGCAGACAACGCCCCAGAGUUCUCCGCCAAAACCCUCCCUCCGGGCACGGCCCCGGCAAACGCAACAUUCCAACCCAACCCGACGGGCGAAGUCCCCGGACAAGCCUUCAACGAGAACGUCGACCGCACACACGGCAAAGAGGGCGUGCGCACCGACCCCCUGAGCACGCUGCCCGGCGCUACGUCGGCGGACGUGCACCAGGGUCUCGGCCACCCGGGCCAAGGGCAGACGUCGACCGAACUCCGCCACGAGGGACACCACACAGCUAGCAAAGCGACAUCGGGCCCCGAAGGCGCGGGCGCAACGGGCGGCUCGGGCCUGCGAGACCCCAGCGACGUGAACAGCGAGUUCCGCCGGCUCCAGCAAGAGGGCGACCAUCCUCGAGGCCCCAUCUCGGGUCACAAUGUGAGCAGGACGGGCGCCGAGGCGAAGGAGCCCGUGAGCGCAGAGUUCGUCGCCGCAGAGAGUGGCAAGGCUGGAGAGUACGCGGGAUACUCCAAGGCCAAGGGCGCGACCGGCGUGUCUGACAGAGGCGCUGGAAACCCUCGAGAGUAAAGCUGAUGACCGAUCCUCCUCCUGGCUCUCCCCCCCAAAAAGAGUGCCAGGGCAGUGAAGCUGGCACAGCAGUCACGAGACCCCCGCCAACCUCUCGGACAGAUCAGGUUGCAGAGCUUCAUGGCUCUGGGGGUAGCGAGAUCCCGAACAGAUCUGUGAGAUUGUCAUAAGGCGACAAGGGCAAGGGGGAAAAAAGGCAUUAGCAUGGCGUAAUCUACGCACAAAAUGGAUCAUAACUCAAGGACGGGAUAUGGGCUCGGAACCUCCAUUUCAACGCAAAUGAACCGCUGUGACAACCGUGCUAGCUUUGGGGAGCAUGUUGUAACGUCAAGUGUCCAACUAUUGUCUAGACUGGCUCAACCUCUGUCAAGAUAUGCACAACAGGCCUUGCGGUGUCAAUAUCUAACCGCGAUAAUUUGACCAGACAGUGAC
This is a messenger RNA of Cladophialophora immunda, 1104 nucleotides long. RefSeq lists its product as uncharacterized. Bases 1 to 672 code for a protein of 223 amino acids. NCBI's taxonomy places the organism in Eukaryota, Fungi, Ascomycota, Eurotiomycetes, Chaetothyriales, Herpotrichiellaceae. The record is from RefSeq and is a predicted model, not a curated record. The transcript is spliced from 2 exons.